AUGUGUUUCUUGGUGCCAGGCUGUGAUGCACAAAGAGCUGCGUCAGCCCAGAAGAGCAGGGCCCUCCUUAGUCUUAUUAACCAUGGGAUCCGCAGCACCAAGCAAGAACUAGGCUUUAAAAACAGACAUUGGGUGAGAAGUGAAGUCCGCAUAAGGGGCGGGCUGAUAAAGAAGACAGAGGGUGAAGAAGAGGUCAUGCCAGGAUGGUCAAAGGAAAGAAACUGUUGUCCUGGUGCCCCUGACCUAACAACUGAGAAUGCUGGAAGGGUUCUCAACACAGCUUCUCAACAGCAAUCCCAUCCCGGCUGGGCAGGCAGCAUCCAGGCCAGACAGGCAGCACCCGGGAGGUGCGGUUCUAGCGUCUCCGGCUACCUGUGGGUUUUUAGACGACCCGAAAUGAAGUACUUCUUAAAACCGAUCAGCGUUUUUCUUACUUAUCUGGUCUGGGUCUUCGGCUUAACCCUGGCCCGCAGCAGAUCCUGGCGCGUGUGGGAGUUUGACAGCGACAUCAUUUCCGUCGUGUUCAUUGGACUCUGGGAAGCUUUCUACCGGCAAAAAUUUAACGUGUCUGGCGUAAUGGUUGAGUUACCGAUAUACAGCGUGAUCAACUCGAGCUGGGUCGUUUCUAACGAAGUCUCGUAUGGCCAGGGCCUGAUGCUGCUGGCGAAUUUUACGAUGUCGGUGGCCCUGAUUUUUAGCUCGGUGGCGCUUCUCGUCAGCAGGGUCAAGGCCCCGUACCCCGAUUUCCUCCGACUGUGCUACAGGGCGUCGGCCCUGUUGCUCUUCUUCAGCUGCGCUUGUGCCACAAUCACAGUGAGCUGGAAUUUCACCGUGGACUUUUACGGCCAAACCACCCUCGACUUUCCAAUUACCUUUCCUCUUGAAAGAGAACUGGUAACAAAAAAACAUCUCUCCUAUGUAUUCCCCCUAGGAAUCACAACUUCCAUCCUUUUGCUGGUAACUGCCCUCCUGUUCUCCUGUGAAAGGUGUUCAAUAAAACCACCGAAACGGACCAAGAAAAAGGAAGAGGCAGGGAAGAGGAAGGGGAGGAGGAAGAGGAAAAGCAAAAAGAAAGAAAAGAGAAAAGAA
Dama dama (fallow deer) is the source of this 1089-nucleotide messenger RNA. RefSeq lists its product as uncharacterized. Lineage: Eukaryota; Metazoa; Chordata; Mammalia; Artiodactyla; Cervidae. The transcript has 5 exons. Gene Ontology annotation, biological process: bicellular tight junction assembly; cell adhesion. The record is from RefSeq and is a predicted model, not a curated record. Gene Ontology annotation, molecular function: structural molecule activity. Gene Ontology annotation, cellular component: plasma membrane; bicellular tight junction. The annotation marks the transcript as partial.